AACAAGGGGGCAAUCACUUUUUCACACAGGGCCAUGAUGGUUUGGAUUUUUUUCUCCUUUAAUAAUAAACACCUUCAUUUACAAAUUGCAUUUUGUGAUUACUUGUGUUGUCCUUGAAUAUUGUUUAAAUUGGUUUGAUGUUCCGAAACACUUAAGUGUGACAAACAUGCAAAAAAACAGCAAAUGAGGAGGGGGCAAACACUUUUUCAUYUCACUGUAGUUUUUCACUUUUGGAAAUGUUCUGCAGUUCAUCCAUGCAUCUAAACCUGCGAGAGAGGAGGUAGCAACAGAGGUGUAUGAAGAUGAAGUGGAUCUGCAACGCUCUGCUUCAUGCCUUAACAGCAGCUUCCGCUCUGCUUGGAGUGAGCGCAGCAUGGAUCCAGAUGACUUCCGGGAUGAACUAAAGAAGUUGUAUGCUCAGUUAGAAGUACACAAGACAAAGAAGAUGACAGCAAACAACCCUCAUCUGUCAAAAAAGCGCAGUUCUCGAUGUGCACUGGGGAGAUCGCUUAUAAAACGCAUUGCUGAGUUCCCAGAAAKUGUGAGCCGGCAGUGCAGCCGUGAAGAGAGAGAUGGAUCUUUCUGCAGCAGACGUGGGAGUCACUAUGACUCUUUUAGGAGGUCCCCAGAUACCAUAAGUAUCAGUUACCGAAGUUCAAUAAAAUCACCAUCACCAUCCAUACGCAAGUCCCAAAGUGAUCAUCACUAUUUCAGAGAAAGAGGCUCUUCAUUUCGUGAAUUCAKAUUAAAGGCCAAUUCUGUGAAGAGGUCCUCCCAGCGUUCUGAGACAGAUUCAUUGGACAUUCCACCAGGGGUCUGUAAGUCAGCCAGUGCUCACAAUUUAACAAUUGAUACUAACCUCUUGCAUCCUGAUCACACCAGGCUUCAUAAAUCCUGGAGCCUAAGCUCCUCUACCACCCAUUCUAUAGAGAACAUACCAAAAGUAUCCAGGUCAAACACAAUGCGGUCCAGGCAGAGCAUUUCCAUAAGUGACCAAACCAGGAGUGCUCUCCAGUCUGAGUCAUUUGACAAGGCUGAGAUCUGUCCUUGGGAAGUGGAACCAGAACAACCAGAGGAAAAGAACCAAAAGCAUGUCACAUAUGCAAGCUCCAAGGAUAUUGAAGAAAACGGCCCAGCUUCCCCCCAAAUGCUUGUCUGUCCCUGGGACCAUUUACCAAUGUUGGAAAAGUCUUCUUCAGUGGAAAAAGGACCACAAGCUGCCAGCGUGUCCUCAAAAACACCUGUUACAGUGUCUGCAAGUGCACCAGGCUCUCCAAGACCAAAGGUGGCAAAGGAUCAGCGUGUUUUCUCCUUCCGCACCACAACUAAUAAGUGGCUGCAUGUAAGAUCAUUUAUGACAUCCAUGGAUAGCAGCAAGUCCAAAGAUGAAAAUUUAAAUAGAGAAGAUUCUAGUUCACAAAAAAGCCAUGAAAGUACAUCCACAACACCAAGGUCUGGGACAUCUAGUAGACGUCCAAGCAUAGAAAUUAGAUCAUUUCAGAAAAGAAGUAUGUCAACCACAGAGGGUAAACCCUGCCUUGUGAAGCAGAAUGCYGUCAGACUGUCUUCUACUGAUUCUUCGGAUCGAAGCCCACGAAGACUUGUGAUAGUAAAAUCUGGCAUUUGCCCGGGCAAUACUGAUGAUAUACAAAAAGAUGGUAACUAUGAACAUGUAUUUUUAUCAAGACAGAGCAGCAAACGUAGUAGCAUUAGUUCCUGGGAGACUGCUAGCAGCUCUAGAACCCCUUCAACUCGUAGAAGGGGUAGUAAUCGAAUUAGACCAGCCUGUAAUGUAACUUACACAGAUACCUGUUCUUGGGAUGGGGGUGGUGAACCAAAGAAAGACCAAAACACCAUAGCAAACAGUUGCUCCCAAGAAUUGCAGGUAUCAGAACGAUCUAAUGUCUGUCCAUGGGAAUCACAAGAACAAGGGAAACUAAGGAUGCAAGAAAUUGGUCGGGGUCAAGUGCGUCCAUGGGAAUCGCAAGAUAUUUCUGUCACGUCGCCAACCACCCUGUUAAAAGAUCCACAGACUCAACAAUCCAUGAAGCAAGUAGAGAGCGCAUGUCCUUGGGAAGCUGCAGAAACUCCUCAAAUUUCAAUAAGACAAGACAGUGAAUAUGCCAGUGUUUGUCCAUGGGAUGUUCAAGACAAAGCUGAAGUUGUAUAUGAAAACCUAAAUCCUCUAGACACCAAAGACUCACUGGCUGUACCUCUUCAUCAAGAAGUUAUGAAAUCUACCAUCUAUCCUGGUUCGUCCAGAGAGGUUUUAAGCAAUGACGCAUCAUACAACACAAUGUCUCCUGUCUUAAAUCAGAGAGGACAGCUGUCCAAAGCAACUGAAGGCUGUCCAUGGGAUUUUCCUGAUCCACCUAAAACUAUGGAAAAUGUUUUUCCAUGGGAAAAGGGUAGCAAAGAAUUUACAAAUGCAGACUUAUCAUUGGAAAUGACAGCUAAAGUAGACAUUUGUCCUUGGGAAACUAGAAAUAAAAGGAAACCAGAUGUGUCAGCAAAAGUUGCAUCCGGACAAACUCAAGAGACAGAAAGUGCAAGAGUGUGUCCCUGGAAAAUUGAGCAUCAUGAACAAAAUGCAGCUACCAAAAUGGUGUCACAAGGGCAAAAACAACUAUCAGACAUUUGUCCAUGGGAGACAAAUGCAUCUGAGGUACUUCAAGUGAAAGAAGCACAGCCAUCUGACACUUCCACCACAAAAGUUCUAAAAGAGGAAGACAGUAGUCAGGCAGAUGUUUGUCCAUGGGAGACGAAAGAACCCAAUCCUCUCAAAAAGAAAGACAGUGCUCUGACAGAUGUUUGUCCAUGGGAAGAACCAAGAGCCCUCAAAAAGAAAGACAGUACUCUGACAGAUGUUUGUCCAUGGGAGACUGAAGAACCAAGAACCCUCAAAAAGAAAGACAGCGCUCUGACAGAUGUUUGUCCAUGGGAGACGAAAGAACCCAAUCCUCUCAAAAAGAAAGACAGUGCUCUGACAGAUGUUUGUCCAUGGAAAGAACCAAGAGCCCUCAAAAAGAAAGACAGUGCUCUGACAGAUGUUUGUCCAUGGGAGACUGAAGAACCAAGAGCCCUCAAAAAGAAAGACAGUGCUCUGACAGAUGUUUGUCCAUGGGAGACUGAAGAACCAAGAGCCCUCAAAAAGAAAGACAGUGCUCUGACAGAUGUUUGUCCAUGGGAGACUGGAGAACCAAGAGCCCUCAAAAAGAAAGACAGUGCUCUGACAGAUGUUGCAAAAAAACAAGAUGGCAUCAAUGAAUGUGUUUGCCCAUGGGAGAAGGAAGAAACUAAAGUGUUCAAAAAUCAAGACAGUACAAGAGGAGACAUUUGUCUGUGGGAGACAGAGGACCCAAAAAUGCCCCAAAACCAAGAAAGUAGUCAAGCAGGUCUGUCAGAAACAAUAGACCAUAAAGAUGCAACAGAAGAAGAACAAGAUGAAGAAAAUGUAUGCUCCCUUGAGAGCAAAGAAAUUCACACCAAUGGAGCAGAAAACAUUUUAGUUUCAAACAGUAACAAAUAUGAAGUCACAGAAACCCAGAGGCCACUCAGCGUAAAUGAGACUCUGGGAGAUGUGAGCACAGAGCAGGCAGAUGAAGCUAAAUCAAGCUUAGCCUUGGGUCGUCGUGAUGCUUUGUGUCCAUGGGAGAUCAUACGGAGUGCAUCCGGCUCGUUUACGGACAAUGCCUCAGAUGUCUUCACCUGGGAGCCUGAGAACAUUCCAGAGGAAGAUGAGGAAGAUGAUGCAGAGUGUGCUGCUGAGGCUCUCAUUUUCCCACCUGACUGAUCCAAACGUAGCUGGUUCACUUUCACCCUCCUGGAAUGUGAACUCUACAACCUCUACUGGUUUACAGGUAACAGCAACAAGAAACUGUUUUUUCGAGUAGUGAACUACACAUGGAACACACACUUAAGAUAGACAACUACAGUGGGUAAAAAAMUGUUUAAUCAGCCACCAAUUGUUCAAGUUCUCCCACUUAAAAAGAUGAGAGAGGCCUGUAAUUGACA
Messenger RNA from Austrofundulus limnaeus, 4014 nucleotides. RefSeq names its product probable G-protein coupled receptor 179. The transcript is spliced from 2 exons. The record is from RefSeq and is a predicted model, not a curated record. Lineage: Eukaryota; Metazoa; Chordata; Actinopteri; Cyprinodontiformes; Rivulidae. Bases 374 to 3793 code for a protein of 1139 amino acids.